AUGGCUGUGCGUGGCGCCGAGUUCAUUAAAGAGCCGAACAAGCUCAUCCUUUGCUUCGAUGGUACAGGCAACCAGUUCAGCGGGUCAAGUGCCGACACCAAUGUGGUCAAGAUCUUGAACAAGCUAGACCGGCAUCACCCAAACCAGUACCAUUAUUAUCAAACUGGUCUCGGUACAUAUGAUAUCAAUGAAACGUCUGUCAACAAAUCAUGGUUCGGACAGAUCCGCAGCAGCAUUUCCCAGACGGUCGAUCAAGGAGUCGGCACCACAUUUGAUGCCCAUGUGAUUGCUGGCUAUAGAUUUUUGAUGCGCUAUUAUGAGGCCGGGGACAAGAUCUAUAUGUUCGGAUUCAGUCGCGGGGCUUUCACUGCAAAGUUCCUGGCACGCAUGGUCCACACGGUCGGGCUGCUGUGCAGAGGCAAUGAAGAAAUGGUUCCAUUUGCAUACCGUCUUUAUCAGCGCUACCUAGCAGGAGAAGUCGAAGAUUUCAAAAACGCCGAUUACAGCCAGGAUGUUCCACAGCCCAAUGGAGACAGGCAGCCGCUACUAGUUGACGACAAGCUGGACGAAUCUCACAGCGACACAUACGAGUCAGCCCGCAACGAAAUUAUUGCGUUUGGCAAUACUUUUUGUCGAAAGGAGCCCAUCAAGAAUGGCGACAAAUAUAUUGAGGCUAAUGUCAAGGUUUAUUUCCUCGGUAUCUGGGACUGCGUGAAUUCCGUUGCGGUCUUGGAGCGGGUUCCGCCCAUGCCAGUCAGCAUUGCAGGAACCGCGCACUUCGUUCGACAUGCAGUGGCCGCUGACGAGCGACGAGUCAAAUUCAAACCGGCUUUGCUUUCUCAAGACACUCCGGACCCCACUGAGAACGUUGAAGAAGUUUGGUUCCCAGGGUGCCACGGUGAUGUUGGCGGCGGUUGGCCUGCGGCACAUAAUGUCAACAGCCAGGAUAAGCCGGAGGGCAGCGGGCUGUGGAAAUUUUGCAAGAGGUUCUGGACUUCCUUGAAGCCCAGUGGCGCCAGCAAGGAUGUUCGUACGGACGCCUUUCAGAUGAGCGACAUGACGUUGUCGUGGAUGAUACAAGAGCUAGAGUAUGUCGCAACCCUUGAUGAACGGGCCGGUGUCAAGUGGUCAAAGAGCAAAGACGGGUACAAAAGGGCCUUCGCUCGUGAACAAAGCCAGAACCAAGCUCUUCAGGGAAUCAUCCACGAUUCCUUGGUCUUCGGGAAUUGCUCUAGCUUUUUCAAGGUACUGCUUUGGAAAUUUCUAGAAAUAUUUCCUUUUAUCACCAGAUGGGAAAUUGUCCAUGAUAAGUGGACCAAAGUCCGAUUCCCACUAAAUAAUGGGUCCUACCGUGAUAUCCCACGCGAUGCAAAGCUCCACCAGUCACUUUUGUACCGACUCAGGGAGCUCAAAACAUAUGCACCCAAAAACAAUCAUGGGGACAAACUGGAGCCAUGUCUAAAGGGCGAAGAUGGUCAUCCAGCUCAAUUCAUCAAAGUAGAUGAAGUCAGGGUGAGCCAGGAGCUUGAUCCAAUGCACCAGAUUUGGACUUUCCAAAAUUGA
Messenger RNA from Penicillium cataractarum, 1563 nucleotides. RefSeq names its product T6SS phospholipase effector Tle1-like catalytic domain-containing protein. The record is from RefSeq and is a predicted model, not a curated record. Lineage: Eukaryota; Fungi; Ascomycota; Eurotiomycetes; Eurotiales; Aspergillaceae. The coding region runs from base 1 to 1563 and encodes 520 amino acids. The transcript has 4 exons.